Gadus macrocephalus (Pacific cod) is the source of this 1783-nucleotide messenger RNA. RefSeq lists its product as uncharacterized. Lineage: Eukaryota; Metazoa; Chordata; Actinopteri; Gadiformes; Gadidae. The coding region runs from base 82 to 1563 and encodes 493 amino acids. The transcript is spliced from 9 exons. The record is from RefSeq and is a predicted model, not a curated record.
CCAUAUGGGUAGGUCUACGAUAUUGUCGAAAUCCGGACUCGGGUCCAGGUAUUUGAAGGACUGGAUGCAUUUGGGGUAAUCAUGUCUUCACUGGGCGCACGGAGAGAGUUUAAAACCGGACCGCUGUACUUCUUUGACCAGCCAACAGCGCGGGAUCGAUCAUCGGGGACGCGCGUUCUGCAUUUUAGUUUGGCCGACGAAGGUGCCCGCUGGGCAGAAACAGUGCAUAGCUCUUCUAGGAACAAACUAUGUUUUACUAAAGAAGGCGACGACGAGAACAAUGCCCAUACACAGUCACGUGGGUCAUUUGGGAAGAAUAAAGACUACACGGUCAACGGUGAAUCAAACGUUUGUGAUAGGAUCCCAGACCAGAAAGUGGUCGAUCCGUUGGGAGCCUAUAAGGAUGCUGCCCCUGAGCUGCUGGGGGAACUGGAGUCCCUUCUCUCCUGGUACCAGUGGUCCGAGGAGGGCUGUAUUCCACGGGGAGUCGUCAACAUCCUCAACUGCUCGUCACAAGAUCUGACCGCUGUUGUGUUAAGUGGGAAAAGUCCCUUUCAAGGGGCCGACUGCGCAAAACACACUCUGAAUCUGAAAUCACAUAUCCCAGUGGCCGAUAGGAAUACGCCGAAGGAGCUCAUCGUAGAGAGCGUGAGAAAACUGAAAAAGAAGAAGUCCUCCCCAAAACCUCCCUUCGAGAGGAAAGUAAAACCGCGACCAGAUUUGCCAACGAGGGCUUUUUCCCCUGACGCACACAAAGACAGAGCUAAUGCCUCUUCCAGCAUCAGCUUCUCCAUGUCUUCAAAGAUCUGCAAGGACCAAGGAUGGAUCGUGGAGGCCGCGCGGCUGUGCUACGAGGAGCCCCAGCGGAGUGCCGUGUGGCAGUGGGUGCUCCGGCGGCUUCAGAGCGCCCGGAUACCCAUAGAGCUGCAAGCCACCAGAGACCGAGAGAGAGGUCUGGACAAGCCUCCCGUCGUCCGCCACUACGGGGCGGUCCGGUCCCACUAUAGAAACACGAGGGUCGUCGUAGACGAGCAGCGCCCCUUCGUCCUCGUCAAUGGGAUGCCCCAGAUCCCUCAGGUGACCCGAGAGGACCCGUCCGAACGGAAACUUCACUACGGAACCCCGGACGGCUCCUCGGUCGUCUAUUACCCGUCCGGUGGCGUGGCGGUGUGCCAGACCGGGUCGGGUUUGCCCUGCGGAGGCUUCUACACCAACGUGUUCAGCGACCGCCCGAGCUCCGCGGUCAUCGCUAGCAUGACCGCGUUCGGGCGCGGUGCCGCCACGCACGCCGUCAGUGGGGUCGUCUCGGCUGUUUGGGACCGAGCUGGGGGGAAGCUUUGUGGCCCGGACGGCACCGUGACCAAAGAGUGGUCCUGGCUGGGAGGUUCGGGCUCCAAGGAGAGGGUUCUCAUACAGGUCUCAGAUUCAAUCUCUGUCAAACUACUGAACGGCACUUCUGGCCUGCUCCGCUUCAAGUGUCAAGGAGAAACGAUCCAACUUCCUCUCUCGGCCCUGUCCAGCAUGACCCCGCCCACAGACCCGGUACCGUCAACAAUACCCUGAGUGAACCAAGAGCAGACAAACAGUAUCUCCAGGUAUUCUGAUUGCAAGCGGUUUUAAUCCUUAAUCAUGUGGGUUGCAAUCCUCUAGGUGUAUGUGAAGCCCAACCAGAGGUUAAUGUCCCGCAAGGAGCCAAUGCUUCCAAAGAGGAGGGUUCCUGGGCACAGUGCAGAGAGCAGGCUACCGCCGGUCCAAACCGUGAGACCAUUUCAUUCGUUCUUUU